This is a messenger RNA of Didymodactylos carnosus, 1017 nucleotides long. NCBI's taxonomy places the organism in Eukaryota, Metazoa, Rotifera, Eurotatoria, Philodinida, Philodinidae. The record is from the annotation of a GenBank genome assembly.
AUGUCGUUCAUUUAUCGUCUUCUGUUGUUAAACAUUUUUAUUUUAACUUAUUAUCAACAAAAACAGAAACAUGGUACAACAAGUACGAUUGCUCACAACGUUGACGAUGUGAAGAGACAAGAUACGCAUAAUAUUUAUAACUUGGAUGAAAUUGAUAAAACAGUGAAACGAACGAUAAGCGAUUCAAGUGAUGAUAAAAUUCAGACAGAAACAGAAAAUCUGGAAAAUCAAAUUGAAUAUAUUGAUGAAUCAUAUGAAUUACAAACAACUCGAGAAAACUUUUCUACUAGUUAUGAUGCAUUAUUUGUUGUAAUUGGUGAUAAACUAUCAAGUAGUGUUUAUUUACCAUCAAAUGCUAUUUGGAUUCCUCGUUCUAAUACAACAUUUGAGUUGCCGGCUGAACUAAAACCGGAUACUAAAUUUCAACGAGCAGGCAGAUAUGUUACCAGACAAACGAAAAAAUUAAAAUUACUUUUUGGAAAUAGUCUAACAUUAACGAUGUUCAGUUAUUUACCAGCACGUGCAGCCGAUAGUCUUACUCCAUGUGCUGUAUUUCGUCAACGUUCAUGGCGCAUGUUAACUGUACCAACUGGCACUAAGUCAUUAGACAACUAUUUACCAAUAAGUAUUAAAGAGAUUGGAGAAAAUCAAAUAAAACGAAUGAACAGCGCAGCAAAUUCACUUCGAACGUCCGAAGUAAAAAAGUCCAAACGAAGUCUUUCUACUGAUGGUAAUGUUUCAACAGAAUUGGAAACUACUGUUCAACAUCCUCCAGAGGAGCAUCCAUCGAAAGAUGUUUAUAGCUCGUGUAUGAGAACGAAUAUCGUGUGUCCCGGUUUAUUUCGGCAAGAAUUUCAAGAUUUAUUUGAAUAUAAAGAAACAUCAUGUAAUCUAAAAAUACUUAAACCGAAACGUUUUCCAGGUUUGUAUGAAGAAACUGUUGAAAGUGACUUUUUUCGAAGAAAAGUGAAAAAAUUGUAUAUUGUUAUUGGAACAUCCGAUAAAAAAAACAGGUAA